This is a messenger RNA of Mytilinidion resinicola, 192 nucleotides long. RefSeq lists its product as uncharacterized. Lineage: Eukaryota; Fungi; Ascomycota; Dothideomycetes; Mytilinidiales; Mytilinidiaceae. The coding region runs from base 1 to 192 and encodes 63 amino acids. The record is from RefSeq and is a predicted model, not a curated record. The transcript has 2 exons.
AUGGCUUAUUUAUCGCCUGCUAUCGCCAUCAAAGCUCCCUUGCACGUCUCUACGGCAUCAAUCGCCACCAUCAUGUCUUCCAAGACUUCAAAUGUCAUCCUCAAAGAUCAAUCAGACUGGGAACUUUGGAUCUAUAUUGUCAAACAAAUGGCUGAAGCCGGUGACGUCUGGCAGCACAUGAACCCAGAUUAA